Messenger RNA from Ceraceosorus bombacis, 318 nucleotides. NCBI's taxonomy places the organism in Eukaryota, Fungi, Basidiomycota, Exobasidiomycetes, Ceraceosorales, Ceraceosoraceae. The record is from the annotation of a GenBank genome assembly.
AUGACGGAUUUGGCGGUGAUGCAGCACACCAGAUGCUGGCGACAAGGGGAGAGGCAAAGCGGCAAGCCUCGAGGGAUGCUAUCUGCGCACAGCGAUCGACCGACCCCUUAAUUUCGCGCUUUAGCCGCAUCUUUUGGGCGCUCAAUGGCUGCGCGACGACGCCCUGCCCAACUCGCUCAGUUGCCGAAAAAGGUACAAAUGGAUCAGCACGGCGAGGCGAGCGCAAAGGAGGUCAGGAACAAAUGGGGGCUCAGACAGCAAGGCAACCGAAUCGAGUCGAGUGCACAUGUCAUCAGCUGGUCUGGCCGGCUCGAGUGA